Mirounga angustirostris (Northern elephant seal) is the source of this 3997-nucleotide messenger RNA. RefSeq names its product ubiquitin C-terminal hydrolase L5 (gene UCHL5). The transcript has 15 exons. Gene Ontology annotation, biological process: ubiquitin-dependent protein catabolic process; protein deubiquitination. The record is from RefSeq and is a predicted model, not a curated record. Gene Ontology annotation, molecular function: proteasome binding; cysteine-type deubiquitinase activity. NCBI's taxonomy places the organism in Eukaryota, Metazoa, Chordata, Mammalia, Carnivora, Phocidae. Bases 299 to 1687 code for a protein of 462 amino acids. Gene Ontology annotation, cellular component: cytoplasm; Ino80 complex.
CGCCCUCUCCGAUCGCCGCAGCCCCGGCGCUCGGACCGUGUCUUGGCGCCGCGCGGCGCUGCUGGCGACGCGGCUGGUUCGGAGCGGGGGCAGUUCGGCGGGCCGGCUCGGCGGGGCGGCAGGAGCUGCGGCCUCUGGGAAGUGAAGGGGACGCUUCCUACUAAAUGGCCCAGUCUUUGAGGAUGGGGACUGUGACUACUCAUGUAGAUGUCGCCUCUGGCUAGACCGAGGAUUGCUUUCCCUGUGCUUCCCCGCUUCCAGUACCAGGCCUGCGGCGGAGGACCCACUGCCGGGGCUGAUGCUGUGCCGCCCUCGGGCCCGGGCCUGUGCUCCACGGUGGUUCUGCCAGUUCGAAUGUCUGUGCCUGCCCCUGUGCGUCCAUCCCUCUGGCUUGGAGUCUCUUCCUUCCUACUUGGUUUGGAUGGGGAACAACACAUCAUCAUCUUUGGGGAAGUCAGCAACUGUUCCUGUGAAUCAGAUUCAAGAAACAAUUUCUGAUAAUUGUGUGGUGAUUUUCUCAAAAACAUCUUGUUCUUACUGUGCAAUGGCAAAAAAACUUUUCCAUGACAUAAAUGUUAAGUAUAAAGUGGUGGAAUUGGACAUGCUUGAAUAUGGAAGUCAAUUUCAAGAUGCUCUCUACAAAAUGACUGGUGAAAAAACUGUACCAAGAAUAUUUAUCAAUGGAACUUUUAUUGGAGGUGCAACUGACACUCAUAGGCUUCACAAAGAAGGGAAAUUGCUUCCACUAGUUCAUCAGUGUUACUUAAAAAAAAGUUGCCGAGGAGCCCAAGUAGAAGAAAUAUGGAGUUUAGAGCCUGAGAAUUUUGAAAAAUUAAAGCCAGUUCAUGGGUUAAUUUUUCUUUUCAAGUGGCAGCCAGGAGAAGAACCAGCAGGCUCUGUAGUUCAGGACUCCAGACUUGACACAAUAUUUUUUGCCAAGCAGGUAAUUAACAAUGCUUGUGCUACCCAAGCCAUAGUAAGUGUGUUAUUGAACUGUACCCAUCAAGAUGUCCAUUUGGGAGAGACAUUAUCAGAGUUUAAGGAAUUUUCACAAAGUUUUGAUGCAGCUAUGAAAGGUUUGGCACUGAGCAAUUCAGAUGUGAUUCGACAAGUACACAACAGUUUUGCCAGACAGCAAAUGUUUGAAUUUGAUGCAAAGACAUCAGCAAAAGAAGAAGAUGCUUUUCACUUUGUCAGUUAUGUUCCUGUAAAUGGAAGAUUGUAUGAAUUAGAUGGAUUAAGAGAAGGACCGAUUGAUUUAGGUGCAUGCAAUCAAGAUGACUGGAUCAGCGCAGUGAGGCCAGUCAUAGAAAAAAGGAUACAAAAGUACAGUGAAGGUGAAAUUCGAUUUAACUUAAUGGCCAUUGUGUCUGACAGAAAAAUGAUAUAUGAACAGAAGAUAGCGGAGUUACAAAGACAACUUGCUGAGGAGGAACCCAUGGAUACAGACCAGGGUAAUAAUAUGUUAAGUGCUAUUCAGUCAGAGGUUGCCAAAAACCAGAUGCUUAUUGAAGAAGAAGUACAGAAACUAAAAAGAUAUAAGAUUGAAAAUAUCAGAAGGAAGCAUAAUUACCUGCCUUUCAUUAUGGAAUUAUUAAAGACUUUAGCAGAACACCAACAGUUAAUACCACUAGUAGAAAAGGCAAAAGAAAAACAGAAUGCAAAGAAAGCACAGGAAACCAAAUGAAGAAGAUGCUUUGGGAUGUAUACACAUUUCUGCUUCUGCACUUAUUUUCAUGGAAACGAUUAAGUAUAAAGGACUUUGAGCAUCAUCCUAAUUGACUCAAUGCACGUUUGGCAAUAGUACCAGUCUGUCUUGUCUUUAAUGCAUGGAUUCUUUCCCUACCUGCAUCAUGUGCAUGUAGUGCAUAUUAAAUAAAAGUGAUAUUCAGAGUGCUUGCCCAAAUUCCAUUAUUUGACAUUGGAUCUGAGAACUUCUGCUGUUGGUUCUGUGGAUAUAUACUAUCAAAUGAACCUAGGAAUUACACAAAUGUUAUUCUCUACCUGUAAUUGUUAUAAUUAAUCUCUCAAUCUUUUAGCUCAGUUACAUGCUUAAAAUUUAUGAAUGUCAGAUCUUGAUUAAAUUAGAUCUCUUGUUUCUCCUCAUCAUUAAUGAAAAAAAUCAGUAUUUGUGUAUGAUAUCUAAACAUUUUGAGGAUUUUAAAACUGAAUUUUAUCUUGAGAAAGUAUGGUUUUAAUGCAGAUCAUUUGAAAAAGACAAAAGUAUAGUUUCUAGUGAUUUUUAUUGCUGCCAGUAGAAAAAGUAAUAAACAUUCAGUUUAUUUUAGCCGACUUUCUUUAAGUGUUUGGGGUUAUUUGUUAUUAGAAUUAUUUCAGGAAGGUGUGAGUAUUAUGCUUCAAAGCAGAAUUUCAGGUUAAGAACAAAUGAUAAAUCUUAAAAGAUUUUUGGUGUUACUGUCAGUCUGGCAACAUUUUUUAGACUGCUAAGCUGUAUCUUUAUAAAAAAUCAGAUGUUUGACAAUUUAGGCUAUCUGCUUUGUUUAAAAAAUGCGAUGUGGUGGUGGAGAAUUCUUCUAUGCCAAUUUGAAUGAAAUUGGUACAGCCCAAUAGUUUCAAGAACCAUGUACAGUUGGCUCACAAUGGAAUUUUUAAAAUUACUUUUGGGAGUUGCUUGGUUUUUUUUUAAUUUUAUGAAAUAAUUGUAUUCUUGCUCCUAAUCUUCUCCAAGUUAAACUUUAAAGGAGAUUUUAUGGAACUUCUUUUUAUAAAGGAAAUAAUCUAGUUUUUUUUCCUUACUAGAUACAUUUCUGAAAUUGAUACAUGACUUUUUUUUUCAACAGUUUAUUAUGGAAAAGUUUAAACAUACAUAGAGCGACUGCUUAUUCAUCUUCUAGCUUCAAACACAUGAAUUUUUUAAGGAUUAUUUUAAAUCUUACUACAUUGUGGUAUUAUUAAAUAACUAAUGUGAAAAAAUCUGGUGGGAAAUUGAGUAGAAAAAUUAAUGAAAUAUUUUUCAUACAUAAUUUUAGAUGAAGGUAAUAAAGAAUUUGUAGUUUUUCAUUUGUGGGUAAAUGUAUUUUGCUCUGGAUACAAUAGUAAUUAUGGAGUGCUUUCAAAUCCAUGAUACAAUUUUAAAAAGUGAUUUCUUAAGGAUUAUUUUAGGCUCAUCUCGAUCCCAUGCAAUUAUUUCAACUUAAUUUAUAUACUCUGUUUUGUUUUGUUUUUUUAAGAUUUUUUUAGUUUGGAGUGAUCUCUACACCCAACGUGGGGCUUGAACUCACAAUGCCGAGAUCAAAAGUUGCACACUCCACUGAGUGAGCCAGCCAGGUGCCCUUAUAUACCCAUUUCAUAGAGGCUUAAAUUUCGUAAAGCAAUACAAGGAAUAUUAUAGUCAGUAGUAUCCAGUCAUCAAGACAGUGUGACACUAGCAUGAGGAUCAACAACAAAUCGAUCAGUGGAACAGAAGAGAAAUCCUAUAAAUAAAUCCACAUUUAUGUGGUUACUUGAUUUUUGACAAAGGUCGCAAAGCAAUCCAACAGAAAAAGAAAGUCUUUUCAAUAAAUGAGGCCAGAACAGCUAAACCUCCAUGUGGAAAAAAAAUGAACCAAGACCUUCCUCACAAAAAUGAAUUUGAGAUGGAUCAUUGACCUUCAUUUAAUAGCUAAAGUACAAAGGUUUUUAGAGGAAAACAUAGGUGAAUAUCUUUGUGACUUGAGUGUAGCCAAAGGUUUCUUAGGUCACAGAAAGCAAUAACCAUAAAAGAUCCAAAAUCUGUUUAUAAAAAUUAAAAACUUGUCAUUGAAAGAUGCUUUUAAUAAGAAUAACCAGUAUCAAAUGACAUUAAAAAUAGCUUUAUAAAACUGUGUUAAUAGGUAUAAGGAUAUUUUCUUAUAAUCUAAUUCUAAUAAAAUUCUUUGAUAGGAAUUUCCAUAGCUUAAGAACGGCUUAUUUUAUGUGCUGCUUCUUUGGAUAAUUGUAAAUGCAUUGUGAUCCUUCAUGAUAAUGUUUGCCAGUGAAUAAAGAAAUAUGACUUGUC